UUCUUAUUUUUCAGCUGAUUAGAAAAUUAGUUAAAUUAUAAGACAUUACUACAUAAGUACACUUAUUACACCUUAAAUUUCUCGAGUUUACGAUAUUUAACUUUCAACCAUUCAAAAUUAAUUUAUUAUAUAUUGCUGAGAAAUUAAAAUACUACUAAAAAUUUAUAAAAAUGAUUGGUUUGCUGAAAAAUGUCAAUCCAAUUUCACGAAGUACUUAUUCAAAAAUUAAUAAUUGGAGCCGUCCAUUAAUUUGCACAAGAAACUUACAUCAAUCCCAGUACUAUUCAUCAAAACAGAGUUCAGCAGGAACUAAUGCAUAUUCAGUUAUUGAUCAUGAAUACGAUGCUGUUGUGGUUGGUGCAGGAGGAGCUGGUCUCCGUGCCGCCUUUGGCUUAGUUCAAGAAGGAUUUAAAACAGCAGUUAUUACUAAACUUUUUCCUACAAGAUCUCAUACAGUUGCUGCCCAAGGAGGAAUUAAUGCUGCUUUAGGGAAUAUGGAAGAUGAUGAUUGGCGCUGGCAUAUGUUUGAUACUGUUAAAGGUUCAGAUUGGUUAGGAGAUCAAGAUGCUAUACAUUAUUUAACUAGAGAGGCACCUGCAGCUGUCAUUGAGUUAGAAAAUUAUGGUAUGCCUUUUAGUCGUACUGAUGAAGGCAAAAUAUAUCAACGUGCAUUUGGUGGUCAGAGCUUACAAUUUGGAAAAGGUGGCCAAGCUCAUCGUACUUGUUGUGUAGCUGACAGAACGGGUCACUCCCUUUUACAUACUUUAUAUGGAUAUUCAUUAAAAUUUAAUUGCAAUUACUUCGUCGAAUAUUUUGCUUUGGAUUUAAUUAUGGAUAAAGGACAAUGUGUCGGAGUUAUUGCCUUAUGUUUGGAAGAUGGCACUAUUCAUCGCUUUAGAUCAAAGAAUACAGUUUUAGCUACUGGUGGUUAUGCUAGAGCCUACUUUUCAUGUACAGCUGCCCAUACUUGUACAGGUGAUGGUCAAGCUUUAGCAUCAAGAGCUGGCAUUCCAAUGCAAGAUAUGGAAUUUGUACAGUUCCACCCUACUGGUAUCUAUGGUGCUGGCUGUUUAAUGACAGAGGGUUGUCGUGGUGAAGGAGGAUAUUUAAUCAAUGGUUUAGGUGAAAGAUUUAUGGAAAAAUAUGCACCCAAUGCUAAAGAACUCGCAUCCAGAGAUGUUGUAUCUAGGUCAAUGACUAUUGAAAUCAUGGAAGGAAGAGGAUGUGGUCCAGAAAAAGAUCAUGUUUAUCUUCAACUGUAUCAUUUGCCGGCUGAACAACUUCAUGCUAGAUUACCCGGUAUUUCAGAAACCGCCAUGAUAUUUGCUGGAGUUGAUGUUACUAAAGAGCCUAUACCUGUGUUGCCAACUGUUCAUUAUAACAUGGGUGGAAUACCAACAAACUACAGAGGACAGGUAAUCAAUCCUGAAAAUGGAGAAGAUAAAGUAGUACCUGGAUUGUAUGCUUGCGGAGAAGCUGCAUGUACAUCUGUUCAUGGAGCUAAUCGUCUUGGUGCUAAUUCAUUACUCGAGUUAGUGGUAUUUGGACGUUCAUGUGCUUUAGAUAUUGCUAAAUGUAACAAACCUGGAGAUAAAAUACCGCAAAUUAGUGAUAAUGCUGGCGAAGAAUCCAUUUCCAACAUUGAUAAAUUACGUUAUAAAAAUGGAACAAUUCCUACAGCAGACUUACGUUUAGAUAUGCAAAAAACUAUGCAACUUUAUGCAGCUGUUUUUAGAACUGGAUCUACACUUGAUGAAGGCCGCACAAAAAUGCAAUCCAUAUAUUCAAAGCUUAAGGAUAUUAAGAUAAAUGAUCGAUCAAUGGUUUGGAAUUCUGAUUUAGUGGAAUCAUUAGAAUUACAAAAUUUAAUGAUAACCGCACAGCAAACAAUUGUUUCUGCUGCUGAACGUAAAGAGUCCAGAGGGGCACAUGCACGAGAUGAUUUCAAAGAUCGUGUUGAUGAAUUUGAUUACAAAAAACCAUUAGAAGGACAAACCGAAGUACCUAUUGAAAAACACUGGAGAAAGCAUACACUUGCACACAUCAAUCCAGACUCUGGAGAGAUAAAAUUAACUUAUAGACCUGUGAUUGAUCAUACUUUGGAUGAUAAAGAAGUGAAAUCGGUGCCACCAAUGAUUAGAUCUUAUUAAGAUUCACCCAUUACCACUAAUCAACUACUGCUCGUAACUCUAGUCUGCCCACUCAAUCAAAUCACAUAACAGCUCAAAUCUUGUUUGCAUUUAAAAAUAUGUAUGAAAAAAAACCUUAAAUAAGGUAUAUCAGUAAAUACUAUCAUACUGAUUUAUUAAUACAAGUUGUUUUACGAGCAAAAUUCAAAGGAAGUAUUAAUAGUUAAUAUUAUAGUAAAAAUAAAUUACAUGAAUCUAUUGUUAUUAUUUUAUUUUGUUUAUUACCUGUAAAUAAUUAUUUCAUGCUGUGUCUAUUAAUAUUGGUAAUAUAUAUAUUUUUCAACAACCAAGAAUAAAA
Messenger RNA from Rhopalosiphum padi (bird cherry-oat aphid), 2487 nucleotides. RefSeq names its product succinate dehydrogenase [ubiquinone] flavoprotein subunit, mitochondrial (gene SdhA). Gene Ontology annotation, molecular function: flavin adenine dinucleotide binding; electron transfer activity; succinate dehydrogenase (quinone) activity. The transcript has 12 exons. Gene Ontology annotation, biological process: mitochondrial electron transport, succinate to ubiquinone; tricarboxylic acid cycle. NCBI's taxonomy places the organism in Eukaryota, Metazoa, Arthropoda, Insecta, Hemiptera, Aphididae. The coding region runs from base 171 to 2150 and encodes 659 amino acids. The record is from RefSeq and is a predicted model, not a curated record.